AAAAUAUUUAGUUCUUACGAAUACUCGUUAAUUGUAAAAUAAUGUUGCAAUUCCAAAUCGCCUAAAACGAUAUAUAAGUAUUAAAAAAAUUCAAUAUAUAAUUGUUGAAAUCACGUUUGUUUUUAACUAUAAUUAUCGAUGAACAAACAUAUUAGUGAACGCUGACGUCAAUAGAACAACCUAUAUAAAACUUGUAAUAAACGAAAAUAUAUCAUAAUUAACGGAAGUCUGAUACAUUUUUAAUAGCCAUUAUCAAAAACGCAAUGUAUGUCAUGAUGAAAUUAAUAGCAAUCUUCGUUGUGUUGCUUCAUGCUGAGGAUCUUAUUGAUGCUUGCAGUUCACACGCGCCGGAGUCGGCUAUAGAUCACCUAAGAACUGUUUCUGCACCACCCAAACCUUUUCUCAUUGAUGAACAGACUCCAGUUUACUUUCUCAAAAAAAGAACUUUCGUUAGGAAAACUUUGGGUUUUUUAAAUAGCAGAAACAAGAUAAAUUAUGUGAAGUUCCAUAAAGACGAUAGCGAUAUCGAGCCAUACACCUUGUUCUUGAAAACGAUCGUGAUUGUCGACGACAAUAUGUUUACUUUUCAAUACGGAACCCUAAUUUUUGAUCGUAUUAUGUCAUUUAUGUCAAAUGUGGAGUCAUCGGCUAAUAAUAUAGCUUUAUAUCCGAAAAUAAAAUUAGUUGUCACUGCCAUCAUCGCCGCAGUUCAUCCGCAAGCUUUGCCAUUUUUGGAGCCUCACGAUAAUAUUUUAAAUCCUUAUUCGAAUCCGAACCCGUUGAAUUUUACGCAGCAGUGGUUAUCAUCUAAUAGUAAAGUGUUAAGAGAUGGUAUGAAGGCCGAUUUUGUACUUGUAAUUUCAGGAGCUGACUACGCAAAUCCAGGAUGGGAAUUACUUUUUGACUUUGGAACAUUUAAUUGUACAUCAGAAGAAUCGUCAAAAAAUACUCCACCAAUCGUAAUUGUCGCUGAUAAAGUACCAUUUAACGAUUAUGCUCAGGUUUAUUAUCAAUUCAUGAGUUUGAUUGAUCCUCAUUUGAAAAAUUGGCCAUGUGACAGAGCUUUCUUACACCAUGAUUAUGAAAGCGAUUUCUGUGAAAUUCACAGCUUACGACGAAAUUUCUCCACUACUUUUCCGAGUUGUUUGUACAGUAAACCAGCAUUUUUGAAUUAAUAUUAUGAAUUUUGAUAAUGAAUAUCAAACGAAGUUGUUCCAUGUUACUAUUGAAUAAUACAUGAAUAAAAAAUAUAUUCAUUCACAAGCA
Microplitis mediator is the source of this 1266-nucleotide messenger RNA. RefSeq lists its product as uncharacterized. The coding region runs from base 264 to 1175 and encodes 303 amino acids. The transcript is spliced from 9 exons. The record is from RefSeq and is a predicted model, not a curated record. NCBI's taxonomy places the organism in Eukaryota, Metazoa, Arthropoda, Insecta, Hymenoptera, Braconidae.